AAAUAUUUGGUUUAUCGUUGUUUAUACACACGAGCCCAAAAUAUAAUGUAGACGUGCGGUACCUACGUAAUUACUAGUUUAUAGUUAAAAAUAUGUGCACAGAACAUUUAAUUUUCCAUCAGAAUAAUAUUUAAAUAUUAUAUUCAAGCCGUCGAUAUUAAAUGCUGAAAUAAGUGCGUUUUCCAAAUUGUUAUGUUAAAUCUUCGUGAUCCUUUAAAAAUUAAAACGUAUCUUUCCCAUAUACGAAAUAAUAACGCACCUAGGUGUUUGCUAGUAGAUGAUUAUGAGUGGUUGUUCUAAGCUUAAAAUACAACAACGAAUUAAUGAGAGAGACGAAGAAUUAUGAGACGCUGUUUACAAGCCCAGUUAUGAAUAUGUAGACAAGAUAUCAAGGCAAUCAGGGCCUAUACAAUCAAGCUCUCAAUGUACGCUGUGCAUUGAAUAAAUCAUUAAGUACUUAGUAGGUAUACCUACAGCAAAUAUUUACUCCCAGUGCCUUACAUAAGUUACGUAAAUACAUAGUUAAUUAACUCCAACGCACAUAACUAGUUAAACAUGUAUAAUCUGGACAGUAUAAUUAAAAAGCGUUUAAAUAAUGACCAAAUAAAACAGUUCAACAAGAUUUAUUACGGACGAGAAGAUCAUUGUGAUUUAAAACUUUUACAAUCAACUAAAAAUGAAAGUGAGAAGAACAACUUUGAAGUUGCAGCUUAUUCUUUCUCUGCGGCGAAAGAAGAGGUUAGAAAACCAAACAUUUUGAGGUUAGGAUUAAUUCAACAUUCAAUUGUUUUGCCUACUGAUAGCGCAGUUUGUGAACAAAGGAAGGCGAUAUUUGAUAAAAUUGAAAAAAUAAUAGCAGUAGCAGCGACAGAAAAUGUUCGCAUCAUUUGCUUGCAAGAAGCAUGGACGAUGCCAUUUUUUCUGUGCACAAAAGAAAAAGAAAGAUGGGCGGAAUUUGCAGAAUCAGCAACGAAUGGACCGAGUACCUUGUUCCUAAGUAAGUUGGCACGAAAAUAUGAAAUGGUAAUUAUAUCUCCCAUUCUGGAAAACGAUGAGACUGGUGUGUGGUGGAAUACAGCAGUCAUAAUAGAUGAGACUGGAAAUUAUAUGGGAAAACAUCGUAAAAACCAUCUACCCAGUGUUGGGAGUUUCAGUGAAACGUCAUAUUAUGCGCCUGGUAACACUGGACAUCCGGUUUUCGAGACGAAGUACGGAAAGAUUGCCGUAAACAUUUGCUAUGGUCGUCAUCAGGCGUUGAACUGGUUAAUGUUCGCCCUCAACGGCGCUCAAAUAGUUUUUAACCCAUCAGCGACAAUAGCUGAAUUUGGUGAAACAUUUUGGGGCAUCGAAGCUCGUAAUGCCGCAAUUGCCAACAACUAUUUUACAUGCAGCAUUAACAGAGUUGGCAUUGAAGAGUUUUACGUGCAGAAUGAAAAGAAAUCCAGAUUAUAUUAUGGUUCUAGUUAUGUGACGGCCCCUGAUGGAUCCAGAACACCUAGUCUUUCAAAAGAUAGAGAUGGAUUGCUUAUUGUUGAAACAGAUUUGAAUUUGUGUCGCCAAGUGAGAGACAAAUGGAAUUUUAAUAUGACUGCACGCAUAGAUAUGUAUGCAAAGGCCCUUGAACGUUUCAAAUAAUAAUAAAAUGAAUGAAAUAUUUCUGGUGUUUU
Maniola jurtina (meadow brown) is the source of this 1667-nucleotide messenger RNA. RefSeq names its product beta-ureidopropionase-like. NCBI's taxonomy places the organism in Eukaryota, Metazoa, Arthropoda, Insecta, Lepidoptera, Nymphalidae. Bases 556 to 1635 code for a protein of 359 amino acids. The transcript has a single exon. The record is from RefSeq and is a predicted model, not a curated record. Gene Ontology annotation, molecular function: beta-ureidopropionase activity.